Molecule: messenger RNA, 1209 nt
Organism: Zingiber officinale
Lineage: Eukaryota; Viridiplantae; Streptophyta; Magnoliopsida; Zingiberales; Zingiberaceae
Exons: 7
Coding region: 33-986 (317 amino acids)
Molecular function (GO): zinc ion binding
Source: RefSeq, a predicted model, not a curated record
GAGCUGGAGAAGCAGCUCUUUGCUUUUGGUCAAUGGCGGAGGCGAAGGGCUUCCUUGCGGCGCACGACCACCUCAAUGCUCCGGACGAGGUAGACCAGGAGGCCGGCCCGGGGACGCAGACCCGCUGCCGUGUCUGCUUCAGAAGCGAUGGGAGGGAUCUCAUUUCACCCUGCAAAUGCGAGGGAUCUUCUAAGUUCGUACACCGAGAAUGCCUGGACUACCAUAGGACUGUAAAGGAAAGUUUUGCAUUUGCCAAUUGUACAGAUUGCAAAGCUCCCUAUUACCUAAGGGUACAUGUUCAUCCAGAAAGAAAAGGACGAAUUCUGAAAUUCCUCAAGUUUCGGAAUAUACUAUGUGCAUUUGCUGUGAUUCAAAUUGCAAUCUGUUCAUUGGCAAGCGUCUUGUAUUUGGUUUGUGGAAACGGGAUUUAUUUUGGCAGCUUAAAUUAUUUUUAUGGUGGAGUUUUUGAUAGCUAUGUCUAUUAUCCUUUGCUGUUAGAAAGGGUUUCUGCUACAAAAUUGAAUGUCUACUAUUCUCUUGGGCUGCUGCUAUGUUGUCUUCUUCUCGGAUUGUCCAGAUUCUUAAUGUCUUGCUAUAAUCUAGGAAAGCUCUUGGGCAAGGCUCAGUCAUAUCAAGAUUUAUAUAUUCUUUGCAAAAGAUCCUGCAUAUUCUGCAGGUGGAGCAUAAGUACCAAAGCAUUCUACUAUGGAUUCAUGGCAGAAGCUGAUCAAACUUGGCUAGAGUUGAUGUUUAUUAUGGAGUUAGUUGUCAUAGGCCUCGUCUCCUUUAUUGGCCUAUUAUACGCUAUUGCCAUUGCCUCAAUUUUUGGCCGACAAAUUUGGAAGUAUCAUUAUUACACGUUUGGCAAACGAUUGCUUACGAGAGAGUACAUAGUCGAUGACAUGGAUGGUUUGGCCAAAGAUUGGCGCCCACCUCCCCUACCACCUGAUCAUGUUGACGAGCUAGAGGAACUCGGAUUUCUUUAGUACAAUAUUGAUGUUUAGACCUUCAAAAGCAAGGCAACAGAGCAACAAAUAGUGUUCUAUAGCUGAAUAUCUCUAAUCCGAAAUAGUGCUUUGUGGCCAACUAUCUAGAUCCUAAAAAGGCUAUAAACUAUGUUCUACAAAGAUUUUGUGUAUAGUUUGCAACCUUUUGUGGUAUGUAUAAGGUAUAUUCUAUCAAUAAUAAGUACCAGCAAUUCUCAAGUUA